Molecule: messenger RNA, 702 nt
Organism: Tetrahymena thermophila SB210
Lineage: Eukaryota; Ciliophora; Oligohymenophorea; Hymenostomatida; Tetrahymenidae
Product: transmembrane protein, putative
Exons: 1
Source: RefSeq, a predicted model, not a curated record
AUGGAUUUAGUUACUGUAUUGAUGAGUGUCCUAUUGGUUAUUUCCCUUCAAUAAAAUAAGGAAAUGUCGAUUACAAGGAAUGUUUAUAAUGUCCUAAUAACUGCUUUUCUUGCACAAAUGAAUCCAGUUGCACUGAAUGCAAUUAUUAUUUUAAAGAAUACUAAUGCAAUAAUAAAUUAUUUUGUAAAUGCGAAAGUAAAGAAUGUAAACUAUAAUCAGGACCAUAAUUGUAUCUUCUUUAAAAUGAAUGUUGUUAGAUAAAAAAUUGCUUUAAGUGUGAAUAAAAUAUUAACAUUUGCUAAAAAUGCAAUAAGAAAUAUCCUUAUCUUCAUUUAAACACAUGCUUAGAGAGUUGUCCAGAAGGAACUUAUUCAAACGAAAAUAAUGAAUGCGAAUAAUGUCAUCCUUUGUGUGCAAAUUGCACUAGUAAAUCAUCAAAUGAUUGUUUAAGCUGUACUUUAUCAAGGUAUAUGGUUGAAUCAGAUCAUAAAUGUAGAUGUGCUAAUCAAAAAGUUUUCUUUUAAAAUAGAUGCUACCGUGAUUGUCCAAGAUUUACAAAAAUUCAAAAAAACAAUGAUCGAAUUUGCGAAUAAUACUGUCCUGAUCAUAAUUCUUUCCCAGUUUUUGAUGAUGAUGGAAUCUUUGAGAGAUGUGAGAGUCAUUUCAAUGGCCAAAAUUCUAAAUAUUGUGAAUAAAAUUUGA